Molecule: messenger RNA, 261 nt
Organism: Medicago truncatula (barrel medic)
Lineage: Eukaryota; Viridiplantae; Streptophyta; Magnoliopsida; Fabales; Fabaceae
Product: early nodulin-12A
Exons: 1
Coding region: 1-261 (86 amino acids)
Source: RefSeq, a predicted model, not a curated record
AUGACUUCUUUUUCCUCAUACUUGCUUGUGUUUUUCCUUGCAUCUCUUAUUCUCAUCCCUCAAGGCUUUGCUUCUCAACCUCAUCAUCAUCCAAACCAUCCACCGUCUACUCAAGAAGUUCCUCGUCAUCAUCAUCCAAAACAUCCACCGUCUACUCAAGAAUUUCCUCAUCAAGGUUCUAAACCUCAUCCUAUACUUCCUACCAACUUACCCAAACCACAUCCUCACCACCCUCCAAAAGAAGAUAACACUCAUUUCUAA